UUGCGAUUAGUCUACGCACCGCUUACAAAGACUUCAGACAAAACUGAGAAAACCUGUGACUCAUUUCUCGAUUUUUGACUCAUCGGAUUGAAAAUAGUCUGUCGAACUGACAUUGAAAGUUGGGAAACACUGUGAGUCAGUGGAUUGUGGCAAUAUUUUUUACUAGAAUCUCGUGCUUAAACCGAAAAAGUGGCUGCAAAAUUUAAACACAGGACGAUGGAGACGACGAUGUAUAAUGACGAUAGCGCUGGUCGAGAAAACACGUUUGGGAGUAAACUGAACAGUAUGAAGCGCUCAAUGACUUUGGAUUUUAACUGUUCAAAUGGAAUUUCAGCCUCUAAGAAACAAAAAAUUCAGACUGCUCUUUUACAGUCACCAGAUCUGAACAUGUUGAAGUUGGCCUCGCCUGAACUUGAAAAAAUGAUUAUUCAGGCCAACGGUAUGGUGACAACAACGCCAACACCAACACAGAUACUUUUCCCAAAGUUUGUGACGGACGAACAGGAAGCGUAUGCUCAAGGAUUCGUGGCAGCUUUGGCGGAACUUCACUCAAAGCCGGAAGAUGAAGAUUACGUUGUUGGAACCACUGCGUCAAUGACUUUAUCAUCAAGUGACGCAUUAAGAAACAUUUUUACAACGACAACAUCUCUUCCAGGAUGCUACAACACAGCGAGCUUGCCGGCCAAGUCGUUACUCAAUGGUUCGCAAACCAUGGUUCAUAUUAAGGAAGAACCUCAAACGGUGCCUUGUGGUCUCAACUCCCCUCCGCCAUCACCAAUCAACAUGGCUAACCAAGAAGUUAUCAAGCUCGAACGUAAAAGAGCGAGAAACCGUGUUGCAGCUAGAAAGUGUCGCACAAGGAAACUGGAAAGAAUUGCCCGACUUGAAGAUAAAGUGGCAGAAAUAAAAGGACAAAAUAAUGACUUGUCUACCCAGGCGUCGAAACUCAGGGACGAAGUGUGUAAAUUAAAGCAAACAAUCAUUGACCAUGCAAACAGUGGAUGCCAGAUUAUGAUGUCACAUAACAUUAAUAUGUAAUUGUGGAAUUGUGUAUAAAUUAGGAUAUUUUAAUUGGAUUGGAACGGGUUAUGGACCAUUGUUUAUGUCAAAAUAUUUGGAUAAAUGGCCAGAAUCCUAGCAUAAUUUCAUUGUUAUGUAUAAUUCUCUGUUUAAAGUUGCACAAAACUUCAACUAUAAGGACAUUUAUGAUUUUCUUAAUUAUUUGUUUAUUGAUGUUGGCAAUAAUGUUAAUAGUUAACAACAUUUUUAGGUGUAUAACAAUUGAUUAUUAUACCAUGUGAAUGUUUUUUAACCAAGUUUGUGGAAGCAAGAAUUUUUUUCUCAAGUUUCUGUUAUUUUUUCGAAAUGUUCUAUUCAAAGUACAGUAUACAAUAACUAUUAAAACAGAAAAACACAUGGUAUGAUAUUCAUAUAAUAUAAGUUAAUGGGUCAAAGGUAUUGACUACAAAAUAGCUUAAUUUGUGAAUGUUUUUGUUGUAUGUAUCAUUUAAAAUCGCCAAUCAUUUCAUAUACAUGACGAACAUUCAUUCAUUACACAGCAUAAAUGAUCAUUCUCAGCCAUUCGUGUAAAAGGUGCUUUAAAUAUUGUUAAUGCUUGUUUUUAUAUGUUUUUAUUAUGAUUUUUAACAAGAUCUUUUUAAGAAUAAAAAAUGGAAACUAUAAAAACCUCUGUCUGAUUUGCUUUGAUGAUUUUGAACUUUGUUUCAAUAAUACAACUCAAAGGUGAUGAUGACGAUGAUGAUGAUGAUGAUGAUGAUGAUGAUGAUGAUGAAAAGGUUAAUCAAGAUGAUGAAAAGGAUAAAGAUGAUGACGAUUACGUAUUCAAAGCCUCAAUUUUAUUGAUAUUCACCUUUCUUCAACUUGAACAUGAUGGUGAUCACAAAUAAUCAAUCACGAUAAUAAACUUAAAGAUCUCGAAACUUUCAAAGGGACUUGUUCACAGGUUUUAUGUUCGUGACAACUUCUUUUAAACUUGUUUAAAUUGAUGUUUUUACCUACUUUGAUUAAAAAACAUCAAAUAGCAAAUGGCAGAUACUCUUCAAACAGAAUUUGUAUUUUUUAGCUGAAAAUCGUUCAAUCUUGAUAGCUUUACUGACAACUUUUGGCAAAACAUGCCAUUUAAUGUCGGAUUUCAGUAUCUGUCUACAUUAGCUGUUUAUUUGAACUUAAGAUGGUGUUUCAUCAUUGUUACACGCAUAUAAUUCGCUCACAUUUCUCAAGAAAUAAAAAUAAAGAUGGCUGACCCUUUAAAACGUGGACAAGUUUCUUAAAAGCUGUUUAUUUACUUAAAUACAAACAUACUACUAAUAGGCACACUCAGUGAUACAAAUUACAGCGUACAUGUAUAUAUGAUUGUCGAUUUCACUUUCACACUCGACAAAUUUAAAGUUUCAGUUUUGUGGGAAUUUCGUUUUGCCGUACAGUUUUAUAAUUAUCUGUGAGCAAUAAAUGUAUUGCACCCAAAACCAAAGUUGCAUAUAUGUCUUAAAGAAACUGAUAAAAUGAUGUCAAUAAACAUGUAUUAAAAUGGG
This is a messenger RNA of Mya arenaria, 2552 nucleotides long. Its product is annotated as transcription factor Jun-like. Gene Ontology annotation, molecular function: RNA polymerase II cis-regulatory region sequence-specific DNA binding; transcription factor binding; DNA-binding transcription factor activity, RNA polymerase II-specific. The record is from RefSeq and is a predicted model, not a curated record. The coding region runs from base 217 to 1038 and encodes 273 amino acids. The transcript has a single exon. Lineage: Eukaryota; Metazoa; Mollusca; Bivalvia; Myida; Myidae. Gene Ontology annotation, cellular component: transcription regulator complex. Gene Ontology annotation, biological process: regulation of transcription by RNA polymerase II; regulation of cell cycle; regulation of cell population proliferation.